Messenger RNA from Otolemur garnettii (small-eared galago), 1695 nucleotides. Its product is annotated as zinc finger protein 548-like. NCBI's taxonomy places the organism in Eukaryota, Metazoa, Chordata, Mammalia, Primates, Galagidae. Gene Ontology annotation, molecular function: DNA-binding transcription repressor activity, RNA polymerase II-specific. The record is from RefSeq and is a predicted model, not a curated record. Gene Ontology annotation, biological process: negative regulation of transcription by RNA polymerase II. The transcript is spliced from 6 exons.
AGCGGAAAAACCCCAGAAGCGGCUCGGUUCCUGCAGCUCAGGGGCGGACGUGAAGCUAAACUAACAGGGACCUGGAACGGCGGUGCCCUUCUGGUUUCUUUCUCACCGCCGCUCCUGGUCCCCCUCUUCUAGAUGAACUGGACUCAGGGUGCCCUGGUGAUGGCAGAAAUGGAACCUGUACAGGGCCGUGUGGUCUUUGAGGAUGUGGCCAUAUAUUUCUCCCAGGAGGAGUGGGGGCACCUUGAUGAGGCUCAGAGGUCACUGUACCGAGAUGUGAUGCUAGAGAACAUGGCGCUUCUGUCCUCACUGGGUUGUUGGCAAGGAGCCCAGGGUGCAGAGGCAUCUUCAGAACAAGGUGUUUCUAUGGGAAUGUCACAGGUUAUGACUGCAGUGCCCCAUGUAUCUACCCAGAAGAUCCAGCCUGAGGAGACAUGUAACCAACUCUUGAGAGACAUUUUGUACCUGGUUAAGCACAGCGGAAUACUUCCUGAGCAGGAGAUGUAUAUUUGUGAAGCAGAGCUUUUUCAGCACCGAAAACAGGAGAUUGGAGAGGAUCUUUCCAGAAGGGAGGACAAUUGGAGACCUUCAUUUGAAAAGAACCCUAGAGUUCACGUGGCAAAGAGGACCACAUGCAGCGAGGGUAGGAAGGACUCGCUGGCCCUCUCUGGCUUUCUGCAGCACCAGGCCCCUCAAAGUGGAUGGAAGCCCUUCAGGGACACAGAGAACAGGGAAUUAUUUCUAACUGGACAAAAUGAUCACAAAUGCAGUGCCUGUGGGAAAACCUUCAACUUCAAACAUGCACUUAUUGAGCACCAGAAAAUGCACAGAAGAGGAAGGCCUUAUGAGUGCAACAAAUGUGGGAAAUUGUUUAUGUAUGGUGCCAACUUCAUGAAACAUCAGACAGUUCACAGUGGUGAAAGGACUUAUGAGUGCAGAGAAUGUGGGAAAUCUUUUACAUACAACUAUAGACUCGUGAGACAUAAGAGAGUUCACACUGGAGAAAGGCCUUAUGAGUGUGACAUAUGUGGGAAAUUCUUUAGGUACAGCUCUACAUUAGUAAGACAUCAGAGAGUUCACACUGGAGAAAGGCCUUAUGAGUGCAGGGUGUGUGGGAAAGCCUUUAGCCACAAACAUAUACUUGAUGAGCACCAGAAAAUUCACAGUGGAGAACGACCUUAUGAGUGUAGUGAAUGCCAGAAAGCCUUCAUUAGGAAGUCUCACCUGGUUCAUCACCAGAAAACCCACAGUGAAGAGAGACCAUACAGGUGUGAGGACUGUGCCAAAGCCUUUAGGUGGAGCUUCAAAUGCUCAGCCCUCAUCUCCUAUGAGAGAAUUCACACUGGCAAGAAACCACAUUGGUGUAAUGAGUGUGGGAAGUCUUGUAGCAACCAGUCAUUCUUAACUCAACACCAAAGGAUCUACACUGGGGGAAAACUUUAUGAAUGCAGUGAGUGUGGAAAGGCCUUCAGCUGGGCCUCAUCCUUUACUUUCCAUUGGGGAAUUCAUACGUGCAAGUAACCUCGUGAGUGCCCUCACUGUAGAAAACCCUUCCAGUACAGGUUGUCUCUUGUGGAAUAUAAGAAAGUCCACAUGGGAGAGAAACCCUACAAAUGUAGUGACUGUGGUAAGACUUUCAGCUAUAGCCUUUCCAUCCGCCUCCAUCAGAGACACUCACUCUGGGGGGAAUCCCUGUAA